GGCAGCAGCGUGACCAUGAAGCGUCAACCGGAAAUACCAAAGAGGGAGAGAGACAGGGACAGAGAAGCAAAUAUGGCGGAGAAGAGCGGCACAGAGCAAACCGGGGAUGACAGCGUAGAUAAAAAUGUUCCUGUCGGAGGAUCUAUGAUGACGGUCACCGUCAAAACCCCGAACGGAAAAGAGGAAAUAACGAUUUCAGAGGACUCUUCCGUCGCUCAGUUUAAACAGGAAGUAUCUCAAAAGUUCAGUGCCAGCCUGGACCAGCUGGUGUUGAUAUUUGCUGGAAAGAUUCUGAAGGACGGUGACACUUUAAACCAGCACGGCAUCAAAGACGGGUUGACUGUUCAUCUUGUUAUCAAGACCACCCCGAAAUCAACCGGUGGCGGUACAUCUCAGGCCAGUUCCAGUGCCACAACACCUCCGAGUAACAGCAGCAGCUCCAGCACCACUGCACCAGACAGAACGGGAGGUGGGAUGAGUGCAACACCGACACCGACACAAGCUGCUAAUCCAAUGAGUGGACUCGGUGACCUGUCUGGCUUGUUAGGUCUGGGCAUGCGUUCGUCCAACUUCAUGGAGAUGCAGCAGCAGGUGCAGAGUCAGCUGAUGUCCAACCCACAGAUGCUGUCGCAGAUGAUGGGGAACCCGCUGGUCCAGAACAUGAUGUCCAACCCGGACCUGAUGAGACAGAUGUUCGCAGGCAACCCCCAGAUGCAGCAACUCAUGGAACAGAACCCGGACGUCUCUCGCAUGUUCAACAACCCUGAGCUCAUGAGACAGAUGCAGAAUCCUGAAACACUGUCCAUGCUGACAAACCCCAGAGCCAUGCAGGCCCUCAUACAGAUCCAACAGGGCCUGCAGACUUUACAGACAGAAGUCCCAGGAUUCAUGUCCAGGUCUCCCUUAGGUCUCACUGCUCCUCCAACCACAGGGGGCAGCAUUCCUCCAAGGAACCCUCCCCCUCCUGCCAUGGCAACAGGGUCCAGUCCCCUCUCGGCCGCCAGUCCGUCUCAGCAACAGCUCAUGCAGCAGAUGCUACAGAUGUUUGCCGGCGGAGGGCCAUCACUUCAGACCCCGGAGGUCCGUUUCCAGCAGCAGCUCGACCAGCUCAACGCCAUGGGUUUCAUCAACCGCGAAGCCAACCUGCAGGCGCUCAUCGCCACGGGAGGGGACGUCAACGCCGCCAUCGAGAGACUGCUGGCCUAAUCACUCACACAGUUCGUUCUGCGGUCGAGGGUGGAAGACUGGUAGAGUUUUUAAGAAGUAACACGCGAACACGGAAGUCCUUCAUCAAAAGUCUGACACCCAGAGAGACUCGGCUGGUCUGUAAAUCAUAGCAAUGGCAGCACUGCUACUGUGAAGUGACGCCGCUGAGUUACUCCUGCCAUUGCAGCCCGGACAUAACAAAUGCACAUACACGAUGUUACCAAGGAAUUAACUUUUAAUACAUUAUUUAAUUUUAACCGAUUUUAUUUAGGUGGUUACAUGAAGAGUUUUUUUUGAAUCAGUCAUUGGGAUGAUGGUCUUCUGCACUUCCUGUCCUGAAAACCAGCUUUUUACAUGUUUGUCUUUGUUUCUUCAUCCUCUUUAACUGGUAUUUAUUUAAGUUUGUAACUUUGUAUUUGCCCUCACAAUGUUUCUCAAAUCUUAUCGGUAUGGCGGUGCUGCCUAAAUGUUUUAGGAUGUGAAGAAGAAAGUGAAAGUUUUCAGGUUGCAGGACCAAGACUAUAAUGUGUAUGAGUGUGCGGGUGGAUGAGGGUUAAAUAAUGUGACGUCAUAUUACAGUGAGAGGGUCGAGACGUUAAGGUAGAUGUUAAUAUCUCCGGUUGUCUUGCCUUCACUGUUUCCACGCUGUGAUCUUGGAUUUACAGGAUUCUCCUCGAGUACAAUCGUCAAGUUUUUCAUUCCAUCUAAUUGUUUUACGAUGAAUGUCUCUGAAACACAAAAUCGCCUUAAGAAUUAUGUACACCAUGCCUGAUUUUUAAAAUUCAUAUCACCCACCUUGAGUGUGUAAUUGGUUGAUUUUCUGUCGAGUAACGGUAAACAAACUGGGACCAUUUUGGAUUUAUUUGUUCUAAACUAUAAAAUAAUCUCUGAAGUGUCUGUGUCAAUAAAAAUGUUUUUAAAGUGGUCAUAGAUUAAACAAAAUUGACAAAUCUUUUUUUUUUUUGCAUCCAGCAGUGCAGUACCUAAUUAUAACAGUCUAUUGUAUGUGUAACUCUGACGAAAUAAGUAGCCAAAAAAAUGUUUUUCUUUUACAAUCCAGUAAAUUAUUUGCAACGUGUCUUGUCUUUUUCUAAAUAUGUGUGUGUAAAAGUUACUUUGGCAAUGAGAUUUAACAGCUUUAUUAUAUUGAAUUUAAACAUU
Messenger RNA from Larimichthys crocea (large yellow croaker), 2367 nucleotides. It is a transcript of the gene ubqln4, whose product is annotated as ubiquilin 4. Gene Ontology annotation, cellular component: cytosol. Bases 16 to 1206 code for a protein of 396 amino acids. Gene Ontology annotation, biological process: ubiquitin-dependent protein catabolic process. Gene Ontology annotation, molecular function: polyubiquitin modification-dependent protein binding. The transcript has 7 exons. NCBI's taxonomy places the organism in Eukaryota, Metazoa, Chordata, Actinopteri, Sciaenidae. The record is from RefSeq and is a predicted model, not a curated record.